Molecule: messenger RNA, 3462 nt
Organism: Rubroshorea leprosula
Lineage: Eukaryota; Viridiplantae; Streptophyta; Magnoliopsida; Malvales; Dipterocarpaceae
Source: the annotation of a GenBank genome assembly
GCGCCGAAAAUUUCCUUCAAAAUUGUUUUACACUUGGUAGGCAUGAUCAGAUUGUUCCGUCCUAGAACACUGCAUUCAUAUAGUAAUUUUGUCACCCAUCAUAAGAUUACUACUUGGAUAUGCUCUACGCAAUGUUGGUUCUCGGCGCAAGCGGCAAUAUUGACCCCAACUUCGAUGGAGUUUCCAAGCGCAGAGUUCGAUUCUCAUGCAUAUGGUGCUUUGCUUCGACGUUGUAUCCAAAACGAUGACCCCAUUACAGCAAUGGGUCUUCACUGUGAGAUUAUAAAGAGGGGUAACUGUUUAGACUUGUUUGCUACUAACAUUCUCAUGGAUAUGUAUGUAAAAGCUGGACUUUUGUCUGAUGCAAGCAAAUUGUUUGAUGAAAUGCCUGAAAGAAAUACGGUGUCUUUUGUAACAGUGAGUCAAGGGUACGUGCAGUCUCAACAAUUUGUUGAGGCUGUGGGGAUUUUGUCUAGGUUGCAUAGGGAAGGUCAUGAGCUUAAUGAAUUUGUUUUUACUUCUAUUUUGAAGGUGCUUGUAAGUAUGGGGUGGGCAGAAUUUGGUUGGACCAUUCAUGGUUGCAUUUAUAAGCUUGGUCUUGAUUCUAAUGCUUUUGUUGGGACUGCACUUAUUGAUGCAUAUUCUGUUUGUGGAUCCACUGAUAGUGCUAGAGAAAUUUUUGAUGGGAUUGCAUGCAAAGAUAUGGUUACUUGGACAGGGAUGGUAGCUUGCUAUUCUGAGAAUAAUUGUUUUGAGGAGGCAAUGGAGCUAUUCUCUCGAAUGAGGAUGGCUGGGUUUGAACCUAACAAUUUUACUUUUUCUGGUGUUCUUAAGGCUUGUCUUGGACUGGAGGCCUUUGAUGUGGCAAAAGGUGUCCACGGCUGUGCUUUAAAAACAAAUUAUGAGCAAGAUAUUUAUGUUGGAGUUGGAUUGCUUGAGUUGUAUACUGAAUAUGGGGACAUAGGUGAUGUAAAAAAGAUUUUUGAGGAGAUGCCUAAGAAAGAUGUAAUUGCUUGGAGUUUCAUGAUUUCACGUUUUGCUCAGAAUGACCAGAGUGAAGAGGCAUUGAAACUGUUUUCUAAAAUGAGGCAAGCUUUUGUUGCCCCUAACCAGUUCACAUUUGCAAGUGCCCUACAAGCUUGUGCUACCACGGGGGAUGUAGAGCUAGGGAAGCAAAUCCAUGGCCUUGUACUGAAGGUUGGUCUUGACUCUGAUAUUUUUGUUUCGAAUGCCCUCAUGGGUGUCUAUGCUAAGUGUGGGAGGAUUAAGGAUGCAGCAAAGCUAUUUGAGGAUUAUCAGCACAAAAAUGAGGUGACUUGGAACACUAUGAUUGUUGGCUACAUUCACUUUGGGGAUAUAGAGAAGGCAUUGAAUUUGUUCUUUAAAAUGCUUGAAAACUGCAUUGAGGCAACUGAAGUGACAUACUCUAGUGUUCUGCAUGCUGCUGCUGGUUUGGCCACAUUGGAGCUAGGAAUUCAGAUUCACUCCUUAACUGUCAAAAACAGUUAUGAAGAGAAUACUGUGGUUGGUAACGCUUUAAUUGAUAUGUAUGCCAAGUGUGGAAGAAUUAAAGAUGCACGUUUAGUUUUUGAUAUGAUGAAUGAACGAGAUGGAGUUUCAUGGAAUGCUAUGAUCUCGGGAUAUUCUAUGCAUGGUCUAGGUGUUGAGGCUUUAAAAAUAUUUCAAAUGAUGCAAGAAAGGGGGUGCAAACCAACCACUGUAACUUUUGUGGGUGUGCUAUCUGCAUGUGGCAACUCUGGACUUUUGGAUCAAGGGCAAGCUUAUUUUCAAUCUAUGGUUCAGGACUAUGGCAUUGAGCCAUGUUUGGAGCAUUAUUGUUGUAUGGUAUGGCUUUUGGGGAGGUUGGGCCAUCUGGAUAAGGCUGUUAAGUUGAUUGAGGACAUCCCAUGUAAACCUAGUGUUAUGUUGUGGCGUGCAUUACUUGGUGCCUGUGUUAUUCAUAAAAAUGUUGAGCUUGGAAGAAUUUCUGCUCAGCGUAUUCUUGAGAUGGAACCCCAGGAUGAGUCAACCCAUGUACUGUUAUCUAACAUAUAUGCCACAGAAAGGAGUUGGAAGGAUGUCAGAUCCAUUAGAAAAAGUAUGAAAAGUAAAGGAGUGAAGAAGGAACCAGGUCUAAGUUGGAUUGAAAACCAGGGCACAGUUCAUUCUUUUGCUGUGGGGGAUGGUUCGCAUCCUGAGAUGAGAGUGAUAAAGGGGAUCUUAGAGUGUUUGAGGAUCAGAACAAGGAAGUCUGGUUAUGUUCCCAACUAUAGUCCUGUUUUGAUUGACAUUGAGGAUGAUGAAAAGGAACGCCAUCUGUGGGUACACAGUGAAAGAUUAGCCCUAGGUUUUGGACUAUUUAGAACACCACCUGGAAGUGAUAUUCGUAUAAUUAAGAAUCUCCGUAUAUGUGUGGAUUGUCAUGCUACUAUGAAAUUAAUAUCAAAAAUUCUACAGCGAGAUAUAGUUAUUAGAGAUAUGAAUCGUUUCCAUCACUUCCAAGAUGGAAUAUGCUCUUGUGGUGAUUACUGGUGAUUAAAGUGCCUUGAUGAGAUUUGUCAAUUUUGGGAGGCUAGAGUUUUCAUCUACCCCAUGAAGUCCAUAUUCAUGGAUGCUUCCUCAGGUUGCUGCCUUUAGGUCAUUCCAGCUCUACUAACAACUAUUUGUGGCAUUUAACAUGAUGAGUUGGCCAACUGCACACAGUGUGAGGUGGAAUCCUUGAGAGAAUUUCCUUAUCCACUUGUCCAUGGAUGCUACUGAUAGACUUCUGCAGAGGUUGAAAUACUGUAACCAUUUUUUGGCACACCCUUUAAACAGGGAUGCGCAUGGAACGUGAAACAACUUAUUACGCCAAUAGAAGAAAUCCCCAGGCAGAGAUUGUCUGCAUCUCAACUUACAAUUAUUCGAAGCAUGCAAUUGGAUGCACAAGUUUGUUUGCGAUGGCCUCAUUGGACGUGUUUAAUCUUGGCCUAAUCUUGAUGAAAUAUAUAUGCAGUUGAUAUUGCAUAUCCUAGCAAUCAGAUGCCGCACCAUUAGGUUUGAAAUAUUGAUGUUUGAAAAUACAAGGACGGGCCUGCUUGGCAGAAAACAUUCAUAAAGAGAUUAUGUACAUUUCUUUGAGCUGCCUUUCUUUUUUGUUUCUCAUUGAAGGAAAAUCCUUUUGUUUGAUGUGGAAAGAAGGCUGGAUUAGAUGGCACCUCACCUACACCAUGUAAUGAGAGUUAGGGAGUUGGUUCAGGAUGUCCAGUGAUUAAGCCCUUUUACAAAGUGGAUUGAUGCAUAUCAAGAAAUUAUCAUCCCUGUUACAUCUCAACCUUGAAAGACAAUUUCUUGUAUUCAAUCUGCUUAGUGUAAAUUAGGCUGGGCCAAAAGAUAGUAAUUACAAAUUAGUGGGGGAAAUUUUGAUGUGUCAGCAUUCAAGAUUAUUUGAAUGCACAAGAUCAAUAUAGGGGCGUGCUUUGA